CUCUCUCUCCCCUGCGUGCUCAUCCGCCUUUGAACGAGCGCACAUCCCUCCCAAUCGCAAAAGGAAAACAGAAUGUCACUGUCGACUGCCAUGUUUCGCACGCGCCUCGCGCACACCGCGCGCCGCCAGCUGCCCGCCCGCAGGUGGUACGCCGCGGGCGUGUCGGGGGACGUCGGCAAGGACGCCAAGGCCGGACAGCCCCUGCUCCCCGGCAUCGAUGCCUUGCAGUUGCAGGUGAACAAGACGGCGUCGCCGAAGCAGCUCCCUGCACCGGGGGCGCCGUUGCUCUUUGGUCGUACAUUUACGGACCAUAUGCUCAAGAUCCGGUGGACGGAACAGGCGGGCUGGGAAGCGCCCCAGAUUGAACCCUACGGCACGAUCAACCUGGUGCCGAGCGCGGUUGUGAUCCACUAUGCGCAGUCGGCAUUCGAGGGCAUGAAGGCGUACAAGCGCGCGGACGGGAAUGUGACCAUGUUCCGGCCUGAUAUGAAUAUGAAGCGGUUGAAUAACAGUGCCGCUCGGUUGGCUCUUCCGACGUUCGACGGCGAGCAGGUGAUCGAGCUGCUCAAGCAGCUUAUCCGGCUCGACAAGGAGUGGGUCCCUGAGGCGCCAGGCCACAGCUUGUACAUCCGCCCGACGCUCAUCGGAACGAACGGCACGCUCGGCGUGCAGCCUCCCACCGAAGCGCUCCUGUUCGUCAUCUGCUCCCCCGUCGGACCGUACUACCCGACCGGAUUCAAGCCCGUGCCGCUGUACGGCACAACCGAGUACAUCCGCGCCGCGCCGGGCGGCACAGGCGCGUACAAGCUCGCGGUAAACUACGCGCCGGGCGUGGUCGCGCAGAAGGCGGCGGCGUCCGCGGGGUACCAGCAGAACCUGUGGCUGCACGGGCCGGAGCACUACAUUACGGAGGUGGGGACGAUGAACGCGUUUAUCGUGUUCCAUGAUGCGGACGGGGGGCUGGAGCUGGUGACGCCGCCGCUGGACGGGAUGAUUCUGCCGGGUGUGACGCGCGAUUCGGUGUUGGCGCUCGCGAGGGGGCAUGCGGCAGGGGCGAGGAUCGAGGGUAUGCCGGUGGGGAAGAAGGUUAGGGUGUCGGAGAGGCCGGUGACGAUGGAGGAGGUGAGUGAGGCGUCGACGAGCGGGAGGCUGGUUGAGCUGUUUGGUACUGGUACGGCGGCGGUUAUCACACCCGUAGAGAAGAUUGGGUACCAGGGGAGCGAUGUGCUGAUCCCGACAGGUCCGGGUGGGAUGGGUCCGAUUUCAGGGCCGAUAUGGAAGCAUUUGACGGGGAUUCAGAAUGGGCUCAUUGAGCACGAGUGGAAUGUGGUUGUUUAGAGUGAUUUACACGGUUUUUUGUUACUAUAGUUUAUAUCCGCUUCCAGUGUAACCCGAGGCUUGCU
Molecule: messenger RNA, 1403 nt
Organism: Coniophora puteana RWD-64-598 SS2
Lineage: Eukaryota; Fungi; Basidiomycota; Agaricomycetes; Boletales; Coniophoraceae
Product: branched-chain amino acid aminotransferase II
Exons: 7
Coding region: 73-1338 (421 amino acids)
Biological process (GO): L-valine biosynthetic process; L-leucine biosynthetic process
Cellular component (GO): mitochondrion
Molecular function (GO): branched-chain-amino-acid:2-oxoglutarate transaminase activity
Source: RefSeq, a predicted model, not a curated record